Teleopsis dalmanni is the source of this 643-nucleotide messenger RNA. Its product is annotated as 60S ribosomal protein L12-like. Gene Ontology annotation, cellular component: ribosome; cytosolic large ribosomal subunit. Gene Ontology annotation, molecular function: large ribosomal subunit rRNA binding; structural constituent of ribosome. The coding region runs from base 74 to 571 and encodes 165 amino acids. The transcript has 5 exons. Gene Ontology annotation, biological process: translation. The record is from RefSeq and is a predicted model, not a curated record. NCBI's taxonomy places the organism in Eukaryota, Metazoa, Arthropoda, Insecta, Diptera, Diopsidae.
GCUUUAAUGUCAGAGAAAUGUCACAACAAAUGCUCUUUUUCCUGUAGGUACUGAAACUAAAAAAUAGUGAAACAUGCCACCAAAAUUCGACCCUACAGAAGUUAAAUUAGUUUAUCUUCGCUGUGUUGGCGGUGAAGUUGGUGCAACAUCAUCAUUAGCCCCCAAAAUUGGUCCACUUGGAUUGAGUCCGAAAAAAGUGGGUGAUGAUAUUGCAAAAGCCACUUCUGAUUGGAAAGGAUUGAAGAUUACAGUUUGCUUAACAAUUCAAAAUAGGCAGGCAGCGAUUUCUGUUGUACCCUCAGCAGCUUCCCUUAUCAUAAAAGCUUUGAAAGAACCACCACGCGAUAGAAAGAAGCAAAAGAAUAUUAAACACAGUGGAAAUAUAACUUUUGACGAUAUACUUGCUAUUGCACGCACUAUGAGACCAAGAUCAAUGGCUCGAGGUUUAGAUGGUACUUGCAAAGAAAUUUUAGGAACUGCGCAAAGUGUUGGAUGCACUAUAGACGGAAGACCUCCACAUGAUCUGAUUGAUGAUAUCAAUAGUGGAGCACUUGAAGUACCUUCAGAAUGAUUUGUAUUUUCAAUGAUUGUGUAAAAAGCUACAAAUUACAUGCAAAUAUAUUGAAGGAAAAGUGUUGCAAAA